AGUCCGUGCUUCUUGAUCGAUACCAGCUCGUGAAUAGAUCAUUCUCCUGCUAAAAGUCAUAUAAUAUACUGGAAAGUCUACUUAUUUGUAGUGACUUUUUGCUAGAAAAUCUUCCAAGAUAACCAACCAUGCCGGCGCCUCCCCCAAAUGCUUACUCUCCAGGAACUCGAUUAACGGUUGGCUCUCAUAAGAUUUCAAUCAUAAAGUACAUUUCAGCAGGUGGGUUUGCUCAUGUCUACACAUGUAACAUAGACCCACCUUUCAAUGGGUCUACCACUGCUUGUCUAAAAAGGGUUGUUGUACCAAACAAAUGGCAAUUAAAUUUAUUAAGACAAGAAGUUGAUGCCAUGAAGCGAUUGAGAGGAAACACUCAUAUAGUUUCAUAUAUUGAUUCCCAUGCUUCUCGUCUCAAUAAUCCACUUGAAAAUUCAGGUAAUGUUCAACAACAGCAAUAUGAAGUGUUUCUUCUAAUGGAAUAUUGUUCUAGAAAUGGAUUAAUUGAUUUUAUGAAUACAAGAUUGACCCAUAAGCUAACCGAACCAGAAAUCCUCACAAUAAUGCAUGAUGUAACUAUAGGUGUGGCAAUGUGUCAUCAUCUUCAACCACCAUUGAUCCACCGUGAUAUCAAGAUUGAAAACGUCUUGAUCGAUGAUAAAGGUACCUUUAAAUUAUGUGAUUUUGGUUCCGCCGUUGGUUACUUACCAGUUUCUAAAAAUCCCCAUGAAGCUCGCCAAUUAUAUGAUGACUUAAUGCAGCAUACGACUCCCCAGUACAGAUCACCAGAAAUGAUUGACUUGUCAAAAGGAUUUCCUAUUGAUGAUAAACUGGAUAUUUGGGCUCUUGGUUGUUUCCUCUACAAGCUAUGCUAUUACACUACCCCAUUUGAACUGACCAGUCAUUCCUCUCUUCAAGAUAUGGAAGCCCUGAUUCUUAACUGUGAUGUCACUUUGAAGAUCCCCCACAAUCAACCCGGUCUGAACUUCUCCCCUCGGCUUAAAAACAUUAUCAAAUGCUGCUUGAGGCCAGAUCCCAGAAGGAGACCCAACGCAGUACAAUUGUUGGAGGAAGUUUGCUCAAUGAGAGGUGAUUCAAAAAUACCCAAUAUUAUCCCUCACACUGUUCAAAACCAUCACAAUUCUCUUUCUUCGAAAGCGGUAUCUGAUGAUGAUUCGCCCGUAUUACCAACAAGACCAAAACAAACAACAUCUAAUAGAAGUGAAACUUUGGUCAAUAUGAAAACAUCUAAACCAACUGAUCCAUUUGCGUCAAUCGACAAAAGUAAGUUUUUACAAUCUGCCGUUUCCACCAGUAAUAAACCAGACAAAAGGUCGGGUAAUAGAAUUAAUACCUCUUACAUCCCUAGCUAUGCUACAACAGCCCUGACAGCGAGACCCCUUAGUACUGUUGCCCAAACUUCGUCCUCUAGUAAUCUAAAAAGUUUCAUUCAACGUCAACUCAAUGAAAGUAGUGAGGACAUUUCUAGUAAUAGAAAGUCGGAUGAGAAUGAUAGAGGUACUUUAGAAUUCCUUAGGUCCAAGGAGGAAGAAAUCAAUAAACUGCAUCUUGGUCUGAGACAAAAUACCGGUGGCAGCAUAAAACUGACUUUCAAACAUGGUCUCAGAAAAAUAAGUACCGGAGGAAGUAGCGUUUCUUCCUCUGCCCAAAAUACUGGUAAUAAUAACAUCAAUACAGGCCCAAGCAAGAGAAGCAGUAUUGGUUCUAUUAAACAGCUAUUAACUGGUAAUGGUAACAGAAGAUCCACUAGCCCUGAUUCUAGUGAUAGCUCAGCAAGCCAAAGUGAUAGCCUUAAAGUUUCGCAGGACGAAAAACCAGUUCGCAAAUUAUCAAUUCAAAGAAGAAUGGCAUUGCUUAUGAAUAAUAAAGACACUCCUACGUACAAAAGUGCAACCGGUUAUGGCAGAUUUACAGAAAAAGAUUUUGUUGAUCAAGAUGACAUUGCGGCUAUCAAUCAUCAAUCUUCUCGCUCCUCUAGUCCAGACCCACCAAAAAACGGUUUACCCAAGAAUAAAGAACAAUCAACUUUAAAACCACCAACUCCAAGACCGGUCUCAUUGUCACCACCAAAGGUUCCUAAGAGCUUAUCCGCCAAAAAAGCAUCUCCAACCAUUUCACAAAGUUCCACAUUUUCGGACAAAUCUCAUAGUAUCCAAGAAAGUGCCUCUCCACAAUCCCUUAUGUCAACUCAGUCAAAACUGUCAGCAUCCAAGACUCGUCCUAUAGGUAAGAAGCCUCCUCCUAAACCAAAGAAGCCUGUGUUUUUAAAGUCCCCCGGUAAUUCUCUAGGACACGAAAGAAGAUUGAGUGAUACCAGUGAAAUAUCAUUACCGGAUUUAGAUGAUAUGGAGAAACAGUUUUCAAAGAGGUUCCCUAGCUACGUAUAGAAUCUUUUCGACUUUAUUGGUUUAUAAACAACUUCUGCAUUAGGAUGCACAAAACCUUCUCUUCAUGUAACUAUACCUUUUUUAUCUUUCUGACAAUCUUAAUCGACC
This is a messenger RNA of Hyphopichia burtonii NRRL Y-1933, 2510 nucleotides long. RefSeq names its product serine/threonine protein kinase (gene PRK1). Gene Ontology annotation, biological process: protein autophosphorylation; actin cortical patch assembly; peptidyl-threonine phosphorylation. The record is from RefSeq and is a predicted model, not a curated record. Bases 129 to 2402 code for a protein of 757 amino acids. Lineage: Eukaryota; Fungi; Ascomycota; Pichiomycetes; Serinales; Debaryomycetaceae. Gene Ontology annotation, cellular component: cytoplasm. Gene Ontology annotation, molecular function: ATP binding; protein serine/threonine kinase activity. The transcript has a single exon.